Schistocerca gregaria is the source of this 3123-nucleotide messenger RNA. RefSeq names its product kinesin-like protein KIF3B (gene Klp68D). Bases 330 to 2525 code for a protein of 731 amino acids. Gene Ontology annotation, molecular function: ATP binding; microtubule binding; microtubule motor activity. Gene Ontology annotation, biological process: microtubule-based movement. The record is from RefSeq and is a predicted model, not a curated record. NCBI's taxonomy places the organism in Eukaryota, Metazoa, Arthropoda, Insecta, Orthoptera, Acrididae. The transcript is spliced from 16 exons.
AUGACAAAUUUCUAAAUUGCUUACCCUGCACAACGAGCCCUAGUGAUCUAAUCGCACCUGGACAUAUUAUUAAUAUAAUAAUCCCUAAUAAAUAGGUAAUUGAUUAACUUUAUAUUAAAAGAAACCACUCGGUGUGUUAUCUCUGCAGAUCCGAUUCGGAAGUCUUUGGUGUCUGUUUGGUUAUUGACAGAAAGUUUAACGAAGGAAAACUGAGUGUGUUAGGAGAUGAAUAUUUUUGCAAAAAGUCGGAAAGGCAUGUGAAGAAAACGUCGGGGUUGAGACACCGUUCAAAUGGAUGAGCGGUUGUGCCCCAUCAGUAUAUAAUAAAUAUGGAGAAAUACACAUUUCAGUCCUCUCGUGAAGUUUCAAAUGAGGCUGUCCAAGUAGUAGUGAGAUGCAGACCUAUGAAUGAGAGAGAGACUGCAGAUGGCCAUCGAAGGGUUGUGGAUGUUGAUCCAUCAAGAGGUGUCAUAGAAAUAACAGAUCCCAGGGAUGAAACUAAUACUCGAAAGAAAGUUUUUACAUUCGAUGCUGUCUACGAUUGGAACUCUCGGCAAGAAGACUUAUAUGAAGAGAUUGUACGCCCACUUGUUUCUUGUGUGCUUGAUGGAUUCAAUGCCACAAUAUUUGCAUAUGGGCAGACUGGUACUGGCAAGACAUAUACAAUGGAAGGGUCCCGGCUGAAUCAGACUGAGAAAGGAAUAAUACCCCGUUCAUUUGAUCAGAUAUUUAGUCACAUUGCCCGUUCCUCAAAUAUGGAAUAUUUAGUCCGAUCCUCAUAUUUGGAAAUCUAUCAAGAAGAAAUAAGAGAUCUCUUGAACAAGAAUCCAGAAAAGAAACAUGAGUUGAGAGAAGGAGCAGAAGGUGUUUAUGUACAAGAUCUUUCGUCGUAUAUAUGUAGAAAUGUUAAAGAAAUUGAAAGAAUUAUGACACGUGGAAACCAAAAUAGGAGUAUUGGUACUACUAAUAUGAAUGAAAGAAGUUCUCGAUCACAUGCCAUUUUCAUGAUUACGGUAGAGAUGGGCCCAACUGUUGACAGCUGUCAGAAGAUGGUCAAAGUUGGAAAAUUGAAUCUGGUAGAUCUUGCUGGAAGUGAGAAACAAUGUAAAACUGGAACAAAGGGUGAAAGAUUGAAAGAGGCUACAAAGAUAAAUUUGUCAUUGUCUGCACUAGGCAAUGUAAUUUCUGCUUUAGUGGAUGGAAAGAAUUCUCAUAUACCAUACAGAGAUUCUAAACUUACAAGGUUGUUACAAGAUUCUCUUGGUGGAAAUUCUAAAACCUUGAUGGUGGCAAAUAUAGGCCCAGCUAGCUACAAUUAUGAUGAAACACUUACAACACUGAGAUAUGCCAAUCGUGCCAAAAACAUUAAGAAUCAGCCCAGAAUUAAUGAAGAUCCUAAAGAUGCCCUGCUGCGUGAAUAUCAAAUGGAAAUAGCUCGACUCAAGGCGCAGUUAGCAGAGCGUGCCAGACAGAGAGAUCUUUUAGUUUCAGCAGAAGAUACUGGCAAAGAUGACUUGUCAGAGUCUAGUGAUGAAAUGUCAGAUGAUCAAAUGGACAACAAGGAUACAGACAAUUUGGCUGAAACUCUUGAGAAAAAGAAGGUAUUGCUGUCUUCAAAAAAACUCAGUUCAAAACAUCUUGAAUCACAGAUACGUGAAAUGGAAAGCAGAUUACUUUGUGGAGGAAAAAAUAUAAUUGAUCACACAAAUGAACAGCAGAAAGCAUUAGAAAUGCACAACCAGGAGAUAGCUGAACGCAAGAAAAAAGAAGUAGAAAUGAGACAAAAACUUGAAGAACAGGCAGAUACUGCUUAUGACAUAAGAGUUACAUAUGAGAACCUUGUACAUGAAGUUGAGUUUAAAACAUUGAAAUUAACAAAACUGUUUGCUAAGAUGACUGAUGUCAAACAGGAAAUAAAAGAUGUUGCUGAAGAAUAUAAUAGAGAAAGGCGUGAGCUUCAGAUGGAGCAAGAUCUUUUGUUAAAGGAACUGAAGGUGAAAUAUUUGAUCAUUGAAAAUUUCAUUCCUCCUGAUGAAAAAAACAAACUUCUCCAAAGAAUUUGCUAUGAUCGUGAAAACAAUACAUGGGAAUUGUUGCCACUAGUACCAGAUAACAUAGUACUAGAGAAAAGACCUGUUUCAAGCGAAAAUGAACGCCGCCCUGUUUCAGAUUAUGGUCGAGUUGCAAUUAAAGUUGGAAGCUGUAGUCGAUAUCAGGGUGAAAAUAUUUUAAGUUUGGACAUCGAAUCACACACUAGAACUACAAGUGAUUAUCAAGGGCCAGUAGUUGCACCAAAAAUUCAGGCAUUGCUUGAAGAAGCACUGCGAGAUGAAGGGGAUCUUGAAUUUGAUGCUUCAAGUAUAAAUUACCAUUAUUCAACAAAAACCAAAACUGCCCGGAAAGAUAAACAUACUAGAUCUGCUAAAGUCAGAGGGAGAUUCUUGAAGACUGCAUUGGACCAAGCAACGAAUGUUACAGUUUCCGGUGCUGUGUUCCCAAAAGCCCGGGGGCUUGUACCCAAAUAAACUUCAUCAAAGUGCCCACAACUAUGAAAAAAAUUGUAAAUAUGAACAAUUUUUUAUGUUCUUCUGAGGCUUUCCAAAUAUUUUAUUUGUCAUUGAGUGCCACUUUGCCUUAAAAUAUGAAGUGUUAGAAACACCUACUAAAAAGUAAGACAUCGCACCAUAAGUUACACUUUGCAGCUGAAUUAUUUCUACAGUUUCAGUGGCAUUAUUUAUGCCAUAAUUUUUACCAGUCUAGUCAACACUAAGAAAGUGUCAUAAUUUAUUAUUCAAAUGCUUUUGCAUUAAUGUAUUUAUUUGUAAAUAGGCUUAUUAUACGUUGUUGUGUUUGAUUUGAUCUCAAUUUUGUAAUACUCAAGAUAAAUAGAAUGCUUAACUUUGUGUUUUUCUUAUUGAAGUCCCAAUUUUUCAAUUAUGUUCAGCUAUAAUAUUCUCAUUCAAUUUUAUGAACAUAUUUAUAUAAAAUGAACAAUAAUUUGCUGUCACCAGUGCAAAACAUACAAUGAAAUAAGCAGUUAACUGCAGAAAAUGGCAGUGUUUCUAUUGACUUUCAAUGCACACAUCAUAUCAAAGUACAUAAAAGAAGUGUUUAUCAGCUUGA